UCCCCCCCCCCCCCCCCGCCUUUCCAAUUCCUGCCUUCCGGAGAGCUCGCUCGCUUCUCCCCGCGUUCCUGCAUGACUGUCACCAAGAGCGCUCUCGCCGAGGCCAUGAGGGAGCUGCGCAAGCCUAGCGUGGCGGGGAGCAAGCCCGGCAGCCUGAUGUCAUGGCGCCCGCAGUAUCGCAGCUCCAAGUUCCGCAACGUCUACGGCAAGGUGGCCAGCCGGGAGCACUGCUUUGACGGGAUCCCCAUCACCAAGAACGUGCACGACAACCACUUCUGCGCCGUCAACGCCCGCUUCCUCGCCAUCGUCACGGAGAGCGCCGGCGGGGGCUCCUUCCUCGUCAUCCCGCUGGAGCAGACCGGUCGGAUCGAGCCGAACUACCCCAAAGUGUGCGGCCACCAGGGCAACGUGCUCGACAUCAAGUGGAAUCCCUUCAUCGAAAACAUCAUCGCUUCGUGCUCCGAAGACACGUCCGUGCGGAUCUGGGAGAUCCCCGAGGGCGGCCUGAAGCGCAACAUGACGGAGGCGGUGCUGGAGCUGUACGGGCACAGCCGGCGCGUGGGCCUCGUCGAGUGGCACCCCACCACCAACAACAUCCUCUUCAGCGCCGGCUACGACUACAAGGUGCUCAUCUGGAACCUGGACAUCGGGGAGCCGGUGAAGAUGAUCGACUGCCACGCGGACGUCAUCCUCUGCAUGUCCUUCAACGCCGACGGCAGCCUGCUGGCCACCACCUGCAAGGACAAGCGGCUGCGCGUGGUGGAGCCGCGCUCGGGCCGGGUGCUGCAGGAGGCCAGCUGCAAGAACCACCGCGUGAACCGCGUCGUCUUCCUGGGCAGCACCAAGCGGCUGCUCACCACGGGCGUCUCGCGCUGGAACACGCGGCAGAUCGCCCUCUGGGACCAGGAAGACCUGUCCAUGCCGCUCAUCGAGGAGGAGAUCGACGGGCUCUCGGGCCUCCUCUUCCCCUUCUACGACGCGGACACGCACAUGCUCUACCUGGCCGGCAAGGGAGACGGCAACAUCCGCUACUACGAGAUCGGCUCGGAAAAGCCCUACCUGAGCUACCUGAUGGAGUUUCGCUCCCCCGCGCCGCAGAAAGGCCUGGGGGUGAUGCCGAAGCACGGGCUGGACGUGUCGGCCUGCGAGGUCUUCCGCUUCUACAAGCUCGUCACCCUCAAGGGCCUCAUCGAGCCCAUCUCCAUGAUCGUGCCGCGGCGGUCGGAGACCUACCAGGAGGACAUUUACCCCAUGACUCCGGGCACGGAGCCGGCGCUGACGCCGGACGAGUGGCUGAGCGGGAUGAACAGAGAUCCCAUCCUGAUGUCGCUGAAGGAGGGCUACAAGAAGACGGCCAAAAUUGUCUUCAAGGCGCCGGCGCGCGAGAAGAAGAGCGUGGUGGUGAACGGCAUCGACCUGCUGGAGAACGUGCCGCCGCGCACGGAGAACGAGCUGCUCCGCAUGUUCUUCCGGCAGCAGGACGAGAUCCGGCGGCUGAAGGACGAGCUCUCGCAGAAGGACAUACGCAUCCGGCAGCUACAGUUGGAGUUAAAAAAUUUACGUAACAGCCCGAAGAAUAAUUAACUUCCCGGGACGUUUUAUAAAUAAACUGUCUUUGUUUAUACUCGCUCUUUAAUUUUAUUGUAUCCACUUACACAGAAUAUGAGCCAGAAGUCGAGUGACCUGCCAAGAGCCCACAUGCUAACUGGAAAUAUGUCCUUGUAGUCUUGUCUAGCACUAAGAAAAGGCCUCUGCACUAUAGCUGAAAGCUACUGCAUGGAAGGAAGCGGGGUGGGACCUGCACCCCGGCGUUUUUCUUGGAGCAAGUAGAAGAGCCUCGUGUCCUCCGUACGGCACUAACCCAUCGGGCGCAGCUCCGGUUAAACCCGGCACGGGAAAACGCAGCGUGUCCUUGAGCAAGUAAAGAUGGUUUGUCGCUAUUAACUUCUUUCCUAUGCAAAACGUGAGGGCAGAUGCCCCUGGGUACAAAACUGGAAGUUUCCGCUCCACUAGCCCGUUUCCAGAAAGGGCCGAAGUUUGCAAGCGCCCUCGCCGAGAAAGCGGGCAGCGCUGCGGAUUAGCUCGGGUUGCGGGUUAACCCUCCCGCCCGGUCGGGAAAGCCCCUCGCCGGCGCCAAAGGCCCCUCGCCGCUGCACGGCCGCGGGCCGCCCCGGCCCGUCGCUCCGGAGCACCUUCGGGUCCGGUUGUAGGCUGGACCCCACGGAAGGGGUUUGCUCCCGGAGGGGUGCGUGCGUCUGUGCGUGCCCCUGUGCACGUAGCGCGUCAUCUUCUGAUAAAUACGUCCAUGAAAAGACCCUAGGCGCGUGCAACCACGUGCCUGUGAAUUAGGCCUCUCGCACAGGGAAAGACACCAAAUAUUGUUACUUUGCCUAUAUAUAUAUGUGUGCGUGUGUGUAUAUUUUCACGUAAAUCAAGCUGUUAAACUGCCUCGCACCGUCGGUGCAAUGGUUUCUCCUCCCCGUUGAUCUCCAGUGUGCCCAGCACCCACCGCUCUCCCGUCUUUGCGUUCAACAUGCUGUUGCCGGCUCUUAUUUAUGCUGCCACAAAAUAGCGAUGAAAUAAAUGUUUUAAAGAUACCA
Molecule: messenger RNA, 2600 nt
Organism: Rhea pennata
Lineage: Eukaryota; Metazoa; Chordata; Aves; Rheiformes; Rheidae
Gene: CORO2B
Product: coronin 2B
Exons: 13
Coding region: 73-1584 (503 amino acids)
Molecular function (GO): actin filament binding
Source: RefSeq, a predicted model, not a curated record